ACGGAACCAAACGAAGGAACCUGGACCAAAGAACCUCCUGACACAUUCGUUUUUUCUUUUUUCUCUUUAACCAACAACUCCCUCUCUCUCUCUCUCGACCCUUUAAAAUCACAGCGCCUAUCCUUGAUGGAUAUCACUACACCCCAAGAACACAUAAAAGUAGAAAAGGCUCCGUCCAAAGCCAACCGUACUCCCAAAAAUAAAAAAUCCAACCGCAAGUCUCCCAAAACCACUCCAAAAGGCGCUGUUACCAUGACUCCUCCCACUGAACCACAACAAAAGUCUCCAAAGAAGCCUUCCAACAAGGCUGUGACAUCACCUUCUCCACGAAAGAAUACCCCUCGAAACGCAAAGAAGGCAAACUCUUCCCAUCGCAAGUCAUCAGUGUCCGCUAAUUCUAGUGGCUCUUCGUCUGCCGAGGACAAUGUUCCCCAGCUAUCGUAUGCUAGCAGUGGAACGGAAUCUGAUGACUCUGACCAUUUUGAUACCCAGCUUUCUUAUGAUAUGUAUGCUAUGAAUAUUAACAGGUGCGUAUAUGAAAGCCCAACUUUUAAUACAUCGGCUGGUCCAGCCUUGACUAAAUUGCUAAGAUACCAUAAUAGCCAACAAGCAAAGCAAGCUGCUGGUCACCAGCCUCGCCGUCAAAAAGUGGCCAUAGCUGCUACGCAAGAUGCAAAGUAUGCUGGCCCAACUUUUAGCAAUGCACCUGCACCCAAUAAGCUCCCUCUCCCUGGUUUCAACCAUGCCCAAAAGGCUGCAACUGAAGUCGAACUGCAACGCAGGUCUCGAGAUCUUUUCAAUCUUUUGGUACCUCAACACCAACAACCUUUCACACCGCCAAUGAACAAUGUAUAUAACCCGCCUGUCCCGCAAAUGAGUCACGAAAGAGCCUUAACCCUUAAUGAAAUCCAACAAGGACUGCGAGCAGUUCUCAAGAUUCAGGCUUAGAGUAAACUUCCAUUAUAUCCACUGCGACAUCCACGAACGCUAUUUGAACCUUGUUUUCUUUAUAUGUUUCCGGAAAACAUUGUUCCUUAUUUGAAAUACUUCUAUCUCUGUUUUGGCGUUCGCUCAUAUCGUAUUGUAUCAUACUUCUUGUUUGCUUUCUGUUGUCGUUGCCGUUGUGUUUUUUUUUCUUUCUUUCUUUUUUUUUUUUUAUUACCCCCAUUCUCGUACAUUCCUCUUUUUCAUGUUUCUGUACAAAGAUGUAUGUUUCUUUUCAUUCUAUUGAUUUCUGUUUCGUAUUCUUUUAUUUUCGUUAUUACCGCUCUCCAACCAUUCCAAUCAUCGCUUAAAACAAGUUGUAUUUAUGUCUCAUUUUCAUAAAGAAUAACUGUUUUGUCAAAACAAAAGCUCUUCUUGUUACAUUGAUGCUCGUAGUGUUGGCCUACCUAAAAGG
Messenger RNA from Umbelopsis ramanniana AG, 1399 nucleotides. RefSeq lists its product as uncharacterized. The record is from RefSeq and is a predicted model, not a curated record. The transcript has a single exon. The coding region runs from base 127 to 948 and encodes 273 amino acids. NCBI's taxonomy places the organism in Eukaryota, Fungi, Mucoromycota, Umbelopsidomycetes, Umbelopsidales, Umbelopsidaceae.